Bicyclus anynana (squinting bush brown) is the source of this 11179-nucleotide messenger RNA. RefSeq lists its product as uncharacterized. NCBI's taxonomy places the organism in Eukaryota, Metazoa, Arthropoda, Insecta, Lepidoptera, Nymphalidae. The transcript has 5 exons. The coding region runs from base 699 to 1541 and encodes 280 amino acids. The record is from RefSeq and is a predicted model, not a curated record.
AUUUUGAAUUUGAAAAAGCUGGUUAAAGUUAAAUAUUUUAAUUUAGGUUACGUACUAAAUUGCUAUUUGAUGACAAAUAAACUAUAUAUAACAAGAAAAAAAUCUAUUAUUAAUAUAAAUAUUAUAAUACAUUAACAUAAGUAAAUAUACACGAAUAAUAAUUUAAUAUAAAUAUAAUAUAUUUUUCGCAAGCUUAUUGCGAAAAACAAAAAUGACGCAAACUUUUAUUGAUUUUCCCUCAAAUUGUGUGGUGUUGGCAGUACUGUUUGUUUUGCUUUCGAGUUUCGCGCACCCCGCCCUCGUAACUGUCAAGCACAUCUUAAAAAAUAGUAAAAAAUGAUCGGAAGUUUAAAUUGCAUUUAAUUAUCAAUAUUAAUAGCGAAUUAUGACUCGCUCAUGUGUGUAUAAUAUUGUGAAUAUUGUAGGCUAUAAUAGAGUAAAGUUCUUGUGUUAAACGUUUUGCUAUUUUAUAUUUUUCUUGUUUUGUACCGUUAUGCGAGAAUGAAGGUAUUUAUUGAGUAAAUUAUUAUGUUUAGAUAAAUAAAUAAAAAUAUAGUUAGUGUUAAUAUUAAAAAUGAUAACAUUGGUUUAUAACAAUGAUAUUGUUUGCGUGAACUGUUCAAUGGUAUAAGUGUUCUGGUUCGUGGCGAUAAGAUCGCGUUCGCGAUAUUGAGUACUGCAGCCGCUGCGAAGCACCCAUGCAUUUCUGGAUCGACAAACGCCAGUGCGCUUACAGCGGACGCCACCGCGUACCGUCCUCGUUGUCAGCUGGGGUGGGGCGGUCCCGCGGGCGCGUGUGCGCGGUGGCGGGGCGCAAGGGCAUGGCAGCGCCCGUGCACCGCUUCGCGCCCGUCGACUGCGGCCCGCGCCGCCCGCGCCCGCUGCGCCACUAUGGCCCCCCGCCGCUGCCGGCGGUGCACGCUCACCGGCGCGCGGACGCGAGCAGCCUGCACGUGGAGGUGCCGCCGGAGCCGCAGCCCACCAUCGCCAGCCUGGCGGCGGCGCGCAGCGUGACGCCCGACACGCUGCUGCGCACGGCGGCGCUGGGCCUGCACCACUCGCCCGUCAUGGCGCCGCACCUCAAGUUCGGCAUGCUGGUGUCCUUCGCGCUCGCCACCGUCUUCCUGGCGGGCGCCAAGUACUACUUCGACAGACAUCUGGUGCGCGGCGGGGGCAUGUCGGAGACGGGCAGCGAGGUGGGCGUGCUGUGCGUGGCCGUGGCCUGCCUCAGCUGCGUGGGCUGCGCGCUCACCGUGUGCCGCGCGCGCCCCGCGCCGCCGCCGCGCACGCCGGAGCGCGUGUCCUCCACCGCGCGCCGCCCGCUGCCACGCACGCCCACGCGACCGCCCGUCGCCAGGGAGGUAACGAUAUCGGAGCCCACGGAAGACAUAACGCUGACGAUCCUCAGCCGGCCGGAGCGCGAGCCGACGCCGCAGGGGAGCGCUACCACGGGGGAGGCGCCGCCGCCCUACCACAUCGCCGUGCUCCUCCCCACCCGGGCCUCCUCCCCGCCGCCACCAGCCUACUCGGCGCUCAGCUAGCCCUCCGCCUACACAGCGCCGGAGCUCAUCAUAUAGUGGGCACCAGUGCUGUAUUGAGUGUGAUUAUGAAGUACCCUCAAUUGUGACUCAGUAUAUGUGGUAUGUGUAUCUUUCUUUAAAGUGAUCGGUGUUAACAAUUAACAAAAUCAUUUUGUGAAUAUAAAAUGGGUGUCAUUUUGGUAUUUGCCACAAUUCAAAAUAUAUCAAAGUUAAAGUGUUUACUAUAUUUAUUUGAAAUAAUUAUUCUCUGUGGAAUUAGUUUUCAAAAUAGUAGAGCAAUUUACGUAUAAAACCAAAAAAAAUAUACCCAAAAUUAAAUAUCAACACCGUUUUAAAAAUAAUGUGUGGAUAUGCGGCUAGCCUUAGUAACCACCAAUGAAAGAAAACCUCCAAAAAAAAAGAUGAAUUUAGUGGUCAAUGACAAAAAGAUUUUUUUUAUUACAUACAGUGUCUAUGCGCAAAUCUUGAUUAGUAUGAGCAAUAGAUAUUAAAAAUGAUACAAAAUGUCUAACUUUUGCAUCGCAGUCAACGAUAUUUUAUACUAUAGAUAUGUUACGUGCCAACAAAAUCACCGCAAAAAGCGAUCCAUAUUUAGCUACUCUACUGAGCACACACAUGCACAAUUUUGCGUUUAAUUCCAUUAUAUAUUUAUGUUCAUGUCACCGUUAAAUUGUAAAAUACAUUAGUUUGUAAUCUAACUCGCGAGAUUGUAAACUGUUGAUAUAUAGUGAACUGAACAUACUGCUUACAAUUUAACGUGUUAUUUUUCGGUAUAUUGUAAUCUAUCGAAGUGAAAUAGUCAAAUUGUCGAACAGGAUUAAUUUACCAUAGAGUUACAAAAAUAUUGCAGCGGCAGGCAACCAGGCAACCAGGGGCAGUUCAGACAGUUGACGUUUUAAGAUUGCGAUUUAACGGUUUCACUUCGAUAGAUUACAAUGUACCGAAAAAUAACACGUUAAAUUGUAAGCAAUAGGUUCUGUUCAUAAUCUAUCGACAGUUUAUAAUCCUGCGAUUAAGAUUAUAAACUAACGUUUUUUACAAUUUAACGGUAACAUAUAUACAGUUUUUACAGUUCCUGAACAAACUCGAAGUUGUAGACAAUAUUUAGAUAUUAUUUAUUUAAAUAACUUUCGUUGUUUACUAUGCCACUCAAUGAUAUUAGGUCAAUUAGCCACUUUUGCUCGGCUCAGUUUUGACGCGCUAGUGACAUAUCUCUAUUAUAAAAUCUUUGGUCGCAGUCACAAUAAAUUUUGAUAUAAUAUUUGAGAUGUGAAGUGCAUGUCUCAAAACUUGUAAAAUGAUGUCUGACAUUAUUUAGGUAUUGUUUGGUCUAUACAGAGAUUUUUUUUUUUAUUAUUAUGUUCUAAUUUCUCAAAAAUUAAGCUUUAUUAUUUAGUUAUAAUAUAGAUAAUAAUAAUUUUAUUUUAGAGUUUUAUAAUUAAUUGUAAUUAUGACAAAGCGAAUCUUUGUGGGAAGCACUCAAAUUAGUCGAAUGUUAUUUAUUGUAAUUAUGUAAGGACCAAUAUUUAUCAUUGUAUAAAAUAUACGUAUUUAGGGCGCGAUCUCACGACUCAUUUAGUUUGCGGGAUCUUUGAGUGAGUGUGUGCAGAUAGAUUGCAUGUGAAGUGCAAGCUAAUUGCAAAAUUGCAGUUCAUCUAUACUUAUAAUAAAUCUGUAGAGAGGUCAAUUCUGUACAUGAAAUAUAUUUCCAAAAUAACUAUCAGUGGGUGAUUAGUGGUCGAUACUGAUGCCAAAAAUGCAAUCAGUAAAAUUUUUAUCUGUCUGUCUGUCUUUCUGUCUGUCUGUCUGUCUGUCUGUCUGUCUGUCUGUCUGUCUGUCUGUCUGUCUGUCUGUCUGUAUGUUCGUUAUAGAAACAAAAACUACUCGACGGAUUUUAAUGAAACUUGGUACGUUUAUUCUUCAAACUCCUGGGCAGGUUAUAGUAUACUUCUCAUCACGCUACGAUCAAUAGGAGCAGAGCAGUGAAAGGAAAUGUUGGGAAAACGGGAGAACUUACUCCAUUUUUUAAGCUUCCGUCGCGUGUGCAGCCUUAACGGGUAGGGGUGGGGUAGGGUAGGUUAGGGUAGGAGUAGGGUAGGGUAGGGUAGGGCAGGGUAGGGGUUGUUAAAAGUUUACAUCUACUUUCACGCGGACGAAGUCGCGGGCGUCCGCUAGUAUAGAAUAACAGUGUAAGUAGUGGUGGGCAAAAUAGCAAAGUCUAAAUACUUCUUGCUUAAAUAUUGUAAUUUUAAACUUCUGGCAAGUUAAACAUUUUGUUGAUUUUAUUUAAUAUAAAACAAUAAUAAUUAUUCAAAUAAAAAAUAUAUUUAUAUGAAAGGAAACUUUAAGCAAGACUUACUUAUUGAAUUGAGAUUACAAAGUUCAUGAGUGUUUUAGUGACAAACGUGAAACAUGUGUAAAAGUUUUUAAUUUAUUUAUUUGUUUUAAAUUAAAUUUUUAUUGACUUCUAGAUAGAUUCCGUAUACAUACUGUUGGUAACAGAUUUAAAUAUUUAAAAGGAGUACUUUAAAUUAUUUAAUUGUUAGAUAUUGAGUGAGAAAUAGUAUUGAGUGAGUACGCGCCUUAACCAUUACUGUAAAGCUGGGAACACAUUGUACACACGCCGCGCCCGACUUGUUCAUAUACAUCCCACUAAGAACUGGAGUUUCAAGUCCUAGGUUCGACUCCUGGUUGGGGUGUGUUGAUGUGAUGGCGGGUAGAUCAUUUUAGCGAGAUACUAAUGUGUUCAUGCUAUUGAAUAAAUCGGUGUGCCAUAUUUAUCUUUAGAUAAAUAGUUUUGUUAGCUAAUUUAAUUUGUUUAUUUAUACGUAAAUCUAAUUGCAUUGUAUCGCUGCGCGUGAAUUGUUGAAUUUUUUUAUCAGCCCAAAUAUUGGUACAGGUUUAUCACUACAUAGUGUGGUAGGCGCCCUAAGUCAGUAUCCUGAAUUAGGGUCUAAGUCAGUAUCCUGGAUUAGGGUCUAAGUCAGUAUCCUGGAUUAGGGUCUAAGUCAGUAUCCUGGCUUAGGGUCUAAGUCAGUAUCCUGGAUUAGGGUCUAAGUCAGUAUCCUGGAUUAGGGUCUAAGUCAGUAUCCUGGCUUAGGGUCUAAGUCAGUAUCCUGGAUUAGGGUCUAACUAAGUCUCGGUAAGAGCGGUUGUAAUGAUGACAUAUAGGUAAACUUCAUAACUGUGUCCUCGACUGCGUAGUACAGUGGUAUUUUAUUCAAUGACAAGUUAUUUUAUUCAAUGACACGUUAUUUUAUUCAAUGACACGUUAUUUUAUUCAGUGACACGUUGUUUUAUUCAAUGACACGUUAUUUUAUUCAAUGACACGUUAUUUUAUUCAAUGACACGUUAUUUUAUUCAGUGACACGUUGUUUUAUUCAAUGACACGUUAUUUUAUUCAAUAACACGUUAAUUUAUUCAAUGACACGUUAUUUUAUUCAAUGACACGUUAUUUCAGUCAGUGACACGUUGUUAUAUUCAAUGACACAUUAUUAUAUUCAAAGACACGUUGUUAUAUUCAAUGACACGUUAUUUUAUUCAAUGACACGUUAUCUUAUUCAAUAACACGUUAUUUUAUUCAAUGACACGUUGUUAUAUUCAAUGUCACGUUAUUUUAUUCAAUGACACGUUAUUUUAUUCCAUGACACGUUAUUUUAUUCCAUGACACGUUAUUUUAUUCAGUGACACGUUAUUUUAUUCAAUGACACGUUGUUAUAUUCAAUGUCACGUUAUUUUAUUCAAUGACACGUUAUUUUAUUCAAUGACACGUUGUUAUAUUCAAUAUCACGUUAUUUUAUUCAAUGACACGUUAUUUUAUUCCAUGACACGUUAUUUUAUUCAGUGACACGUUAUUAUAUUCAAUGAAAAGUUAUUUUAUUCAUUGACACGUUAUUUUAUUCAAUGACACGUUAUUUUAUUCAAUGACACGUUGUUAUAUUCAAUGACAUGUUAUUUUAUUCAAUGACACGUCAUUUUAUACAAUGACACGUUGUUAUAUUCAAUGACACGUUAGCCCUUGACUGCGAUCUCAAAUGUUAAGUGCCCAUCCGCUAAAGCCUAUCUGAGCCAAUUUAUAAAAUUUAAAGUCCUUAUAUAUUAUUAUUCCCCUGCUAGGAAUAGAACCCAGGACCUCUUUGCGGAGCACAAGUACAAACUGCACCAGUGAGGUCGUCGAACGGUGUGGCGUUUGACGACAGCAACAAAGGCCAAUCUCAAAUUAUUGAUUGAUUGAUUGAUUGAUGUUGACAAUCUUGCCGCCUGUUAAACUCUGACGUCAUACCCCGGGUAUCUGUGAAACGCAGACGAGGACUCAUUUAUACAGGAUGCUCGGGAGUAUUACCCAUAACUACAAGUUGACGAGUCCACUUAUAAGAGCCGUAAUGCAUAAAUAAUAAUUUUCGGUAAAGAAUAUAAUCCCAGAGUUAUGGGAAAUCUCUCGAGCAUUCUGUAUAGUAUCGCUAUAGAAAAGAAACCAGUCUUGUGAUCGGUUGUAUGUUUUUUGCUAAGGAUUUGAUGUGCAACAUACAAGUUUGCGGGUAGUAGCUAAAUAUAUUUAUAAUAAAUUAUAAAGUCGGCCUAAAUUGAAAUUAUCUAUAAGUCAUAUAUGUUAAGCGCAUGCUAUAGACGAGUGGAACGUGAAUGCUAGCGAAAUCGUUGCGAAAACCACUUUUUUUCUAAUUCUUUCAACACGGUAUAACAAAUUAAGCAGUCCAAGAUUGUUUAUGGCCUAGAAUACAUGCCACAAGAUCGUCGUCGUCGUAAUAUUUAGUUUGUAGAUUAUCCAUACGUUGAUAACGCAAUCGGGAUGAUGACUAGGUUAGAAUAUAUUGAUUUUUAUGAUACAUUCGGGUAAAAAAGGUCAAUGUUAACUAAUUUAUACAAAAAAAGCAAAGAUUCUCUGGAUAUGCUCUGGAUAUGCUUUGCAGUGCUGUGAAUGCCUGUAAAAGAUGGCUGCAGUAGUUGAAGAAUUUUGUAACUCAUUUAUAUAUAAUGUUUUUUGCUGUCAUUGUUGGCGUUACAAAUAAAUAAAUAAAAUAAAUAUUUGCAAAAUAAAUAAGAUUAUAAGAUUUCAAAAUCUGUUAAUUUUUUUAUCGUAAUUAGAUGUAAAUUCAUACAGUUUUAGCUUCCUUACAUUAAAUGUGUCAUUUUUUAAUAUAUGAACUAUAAACAUAAACGCACAAAUAACAAAGAUAUUAGUGAUUUUUAUAUAAUGAUUUAUUUAUCUUGCUAUCUCUAUUGACUCUACAACGUGCAAUUGCAAAUUGACUUUGCAAUUGCACGUUGUAGAGUCAACAUCUCCUGAGGAUGCUCCGGUUUCGGGGUGAAACGUACGUAGAGAGUAUUUUGCCGGACCUGGGUGACGUUGUCGCAUGGGUUCGUCGACUUUUCGCGGAUGAUAGCAAGAUAAAUAAAUCAUUAUAUAAUCAUGAUGAACUUCCGCAAAGUAACGCCUGCUUCUAUCCAAUAUUAGUGAUUUUGUCUGAACGCCCAUACAAAUCAACGACGUCAUUAGUUCGUACCAUUUUGUAUGGAGCGUUUUUCAGGGAUCCGUGGCAGCGCCGCAAAUCUGACCCUUUAAAUCCCUGUAGCUCCGAAAGUAAUGAUCGCAGAUUUCCUGUUACUUUUAGAUAAUUGCUUUACUAUUAGUAUACUCUCAAUUUAUAUACAAUUUAAAAAACUGUCAUCAUCCCUAUUAUAAAUCCCGUGCCCAGCGAUUAUAGUGUGUUUCAGAUAGCAUGAGUACGGUCGGGAUAUAUAGGUUGGCGUCUCUCUUGAAAGUUUACGAUAAUAGUACGUAUUAUGAACGUCAUACAGGCGACUGUCACCACAUCAGUUUUUUUUUAUUCUUUACAAGUUAGCCCUUGACUACAAUCUCACCUGACGGUACGUCUUUGUCGGUAGGGUGGUAACUAGCCAUGGCCGAAGCCUUCCAGUGAUUGUAUAAAUAUAAAUAAUAAAUUUUCAUUCAUUUCAUUCAUUCAUUGUCACCGUACCCAUGCUAUCUGUAAAACACUUUAAGUUUAAGUUAAAACUGCGCCACCUGGUUAUAAUAACGGAAAACAAUCUGCGAGUAGAUGGCGUUGUUUCCAUUUCGUAUGAUUUGAAGUUUACUUUACGCGAUCAAAUGAGUACAAACUCGAAUAAUCAACACACAGAACGUUACGUUCGGUUCGUUUUUCGAUGACAAACGGAAAGACAAACUACAGCUCGUGCGGAUUAACUUGACACCUGGCUCGAAUGAUGUUUGUAUGGAUGCGCUUGUUAGUCAGGUGUCAAAUUAAUGCGCACGGAUUAUAUGAAGCCUCAGUAGCUAUUCGGUGACGCGGUCGGACUUACAGUUCGCAGGUUCGAUCCUUGUCCUGGUCAAAAACAAUCUUUCCGUCUAAUUGGGAAGGAAACAGGAAUAUUGUUCAUACUAAAAAAAGAUGGAUAUAGCAAAUAUUGUUUUAAAAAAGCUAUAAUAACGUAAAAUCCUUUUCAUGGAAGAAAUCCCCCAGACGCGGCGCUAAGGUGUUAAUGGCGCUCAUAUUCAUUUGGUAAUGGCGGUCAUAAUGUAAUUUGUGUAAGGCGCUGUCAAUUUUAGUUCAGGUUUUAGCCGCGGGACUUUUUUCGUGAAAAGGACUCUAUCUAUUAGUUAUAAUGAUACGUCUGCUCGUCAUAUAAAAUCUGUCGUCCUCAUGGUAUACAUAGUUAGAUCUUAUAAACCAAUAAUGUCCGGCCGCUCAGAGAUUGCGUUUUUAAUAGGUCGUGAUCGAAUGGGACAAAAAUAUUUAAUUACAAUUGCCUCGUUUUUUGUCUCAUCACUGCAAAGAUAAACUGUUGGCAUAACCUUGAAACAGCGCAGUUCAACAAACUUGUACACCAGUUCGAAGUUACAACGUCCAUCCGAUUACGGCCUGUCAGAUGUGCAAUUUCUGAGCGACCGAACCUUUGAAAGAGUACCUAUACAUGAUAGAGGUACGGAACCAUGACUUUAUGAAAAGCUUGUAACAAAUUGUACUUACGAGUACGCUUGGUCUAUAUCGCACUCCUCCAAAUGUAUUACUGUCUUGCUUUGACACUAUAUGUACAAGCGAAAUAGCAGUAUCUACUCUUUAUUCAAUGACACUUUUAUUGCCAUCUUGCUUGCAUAUCGCCAAACCGAAUGAGAUAGCUUUACAUGGCAUAGACUAUUGACAUUGUACUUAAUUAGUUUUUAUAUUAGUAAUUUAAUUGAUCCAUAUCGUUUUGAUCUCAUGUUAUUAGGAAUUUUAAUUUUAUAAAUUAUGCUUUAAUUAGUUAAAGAGUUUAAUUAAGUUAUAACUAGUUAAAAUACUUUAAUUUUACUUUUGAAACUGUGUGAACUUAAAUUUACUAUAGGAGAUUCCAAUCUUCAACAGUUUGUUAAUAAUUUUCUUGUUACGUAAAUGAGGAUAUUAUGUUUAAAAUUGUUCUGUCAGUUAAAUUUAAAUUGCACAAUUUAAUUUAGCCUUUAUAAUUUUAUACUCGUAUUAAUUUAAUAGAAGUAAUUAUUUCUCGCUGCUCGACACAAAUCACAAGACAGAAUACUGACAAGUGACGAAAAUCUGGUGGAAAUUGAGAAACAUUUAAGGAAAUUGUCCUCACUAACGUUACAAGAUGUCAUCAUGUCAGUCGAUAGACGUCCACUGCAGGACAUAGGCCUUUUGUAGGGACUUACAAACAUCACGAUACUGAGCCGCCUGCAUCCAGCGAAUCCCAGCGACUCGCUUGAUGUCGUCAGUCAACCUGGUGGGGGGUCGACCAACACUGCGCUUUCUAGUGUGGGGUCUAUAUAGCACCGCAGGACCCAACGACCAUCGGCUCUUCGAACUACAAGAGGUCAUGCCAAUUGAUUUACGGUUGCGCUCAAGUUUGCGAUUUUAUACAGUGGCGUGCACAUGGCUCUUGACCAGGGUAAGCAGUGACGCAGAAUUUUUUUUUUUUAAUUUUUUUUUCACGCUUGUGCACUUUUUACGCCACUGUUAUGAAGUGUUCAAAAAUAUAAAACUAGGUUUUAGAGUUUCAACAGUCAAUUCUCCGUAGGAAACCUAGUUUUUUGCAUUCUCCUUUGAACGCAACCGCAAACGCACCGCCUCGCUUGAAUGGGAGAAGUGCUCUGCCUUCAAGUUUUUCCAAACUAUACAGGUAACUAGUACAUAUUAAGGAUUUUACUCAUAAAUUAAAAUUAUUUACCUUUAUUGGAUUACCAAAACUCAGUUAAGAUAUACAGGGUGCUCGGGAGUAUUUUCCAUAACUUCAAGGUGUUGACGAGUCCAAAAAAUUAAAACAUUUUAUGUUUUCAUUCAAAUAAUUUCGACUUUCCAUGUAACACAAGCCUUUAUCUACCCUUGCAUUUUAAAAUUUUAAAGUUUGUCUACGUCAUAAUUAUAAGGAUGCGUAUAAGGGAUACAUUUUAAGAUCUAUUUACAAAAGAAGUAUUAUUUUAUUCCGAAAAUAUAAAUUUUAGAACACAUAUUCUUUGAACAUUUUUAAUUAAUUUUCGGUAAAGAAUUAUGGGAAAUACUCCCCAGCACCCUGUAUAUGCAGGUAUGCGAUGAUAUUAAAAGUACUAUUUUUUACGCUAGAAUGGACAGAUACUUAAAAGUCCAUUUUAGCGUCAAAAACUAUAACGAUUUAAAUGGUAAUAUGGUAGUUUUGGUAUUUCUGGAUUUUCUAUCGGCUAAAAUACCUAUUUGUUAGAAUAAAGUCAGUGUUCUAGAUAAGAGGGUUUGCAUUAGUUACGUCGGAAUUUCGUCUCCUAUGGAAGCAAAGAUCGGGACCAUACAGCCUGUAUAAAAUGAAUGUUUUAAACUGUUCUAUGUACUUAUAUUUAAUUUUGUAAUAUGCCAUCAUUGUAUUAUGGUUUAAUGAUUUUCUCUGUGAUAUUUUAUUACUUUCAAAUUGUAGGUAUAUUUAUAUUUUACUAAUAGAACUUAGUUUCGUAAAUAAGACUUUAAUUACCUAAGAUUUGUUUUAUGUACUAUUUUAAUUUAUAUGUAAUUAUAAAUGUUGAUAUUACCUAUCUCAGACCAAUUAUUAUCUUCUAUAGGACCUGCCUCGCUUGAGGUUACGCCUCUGUCAAAUAUGAUCAUGAUCCAACGUGUUCAUACGAGUACAAACUGCAUGUUUCAUUGUAUUAAAAUUACACAUGCGUGUAUCACGAUUUAAAAACAGUUGUGUGUAGUGUAAGGACACAGUACAUAUUUAUAGGUGUUAAAUAUUUUUGAUGUGUGAGUUUACCUCAUCCGCCUCAAAAAACGAUAGACAAUUAUGUUGGUGUAUUUGAAUACGAUACAAGUACAAUAGAAGGUAAUUGGUCUGAUAUUUUAGUUUCAAGUUCAGGGUACUUUCACUGUUCAAAGCUUUGCAACACUGAGAUUACGAUGAAGGGCGGGAACAUUAUCUAAUAGGAUAAUAGGGGGUUAAUUUUGAAAUUCGUGACAUAAUUAAUGUAUAGUCCUCAACAUAUGAUGUACCUAUAGUAACCUAGUCUAGUCAUUUUAGAUGAGUACUCAAUGUGAUGUAUUUAUUUGGCGUUCGUUGUUGAAUCGACAGUUAUUUUUGUAUGUACCUUUUAGAAGGGACUGCGUUCGUCUUUGUAACUGACGCUUGAAAUAAAGAUUAUUGUAUCUGGA